This is a messenger RNA of Periophthalmus magnuspinnatus, 692 nucleotides long. RefSeq names its product chromosome 1 C19orf53 homolog (gene c1h19orf53). The transcript is spliced from 3 exons. NCBI's taxonomy places the organism in Eukaryota, Metazoa, Chordata, Actinopteri, Gobiiformes, Gobiidae. Bases 51 to 344 code for a protein of 97 amino acids. The record is from RefSeq and is a predicted model, not a curated record.
AAAAGACUUCCGGGGCAGGUCAACGUGAAGAUAAAACAACACAACUGAAAAUGGCACAGGGUACGCAAAAAUUUAAAGCUCAACGUCCAGGAGCCUCGAAGAAGCCUCAACAAAACAAGCAGAAAGGCCCAAAGAAGGGAGGCAGGAUAAUUGCACCCAAGAAGGCUCAAGUUGUCCAACAACAGAAACUAAAAAAGGGUCUUGAAGUGGCCAUUCGGAACAGGAUUGAGCAGGAGGUGACACAGAAGGCCAGCUCUUCUCUGCAUAAACCACUAUCUGUGAUUAAAGCCAGCCAGACCAAAGACUCCCAAGGAUCAACACAAGCAGGAACCAGCUCGAAGUAGGAGCUCACCAUUUAAACAGGACUGAACUGGACUGCCAAUAAUGAUCGUCAUACUACUAGAUCAUAAGGAGAUGGACCACAUUUGAUGCUACACAAAACUGAUGAUUAAUGUAUUUAUCGCAAUACUAAUAACUAACUAAAUGCUAAUGACAAAUUAAUUUGUAUCAUUGGAUUUGCAGUGAGAAAUGUAUGUCAUUUCUUUGGAAAAGACCCUCGCUAUCAGCUUCUCCCAAGGUUAACUUUGUGUUGUGUGCUUGAUAAGGCUCUUAAAUCAAGGUUAGGCCACAUCAGACAUUGUUCUGUGUACAUUUAUUCAGAGUUGGCAUUAAACAACAUUCUGUGUCAGAUA